Messenger RNA from Ilex paraguariensis (yerba mate), 1188 nucleotides. The record is from the annotation of a GenBank genome assembly. Lineage: Eukaryota; Viridiplantae; Streptophyta; Magnoliopsida; Aquifoliales; Aquifoliaceae.
GCAUUGACAACCAAGAUAAACUCUCUUUAAGAAACAGACCAAAAAUGGCCAUGGAGCAAUACAUUCCAGAACCUCUGACACACUACGACUCCAACAUAGAAGAGGAUACUUCCAUAGCAAAGUGGAAAUCUUUCUCAGCCGCUGUUGAUGAGUGUGAAAAUACUCAAUUCGGUGGUUUUGACUGCAACAUCUGCCUAGACUUUGUGCAGGACCCUGUAGUGACACUCUGUGGUCACCUUUACUGCUGGCCUUGCAUUUACAAGUGGAUUCAUUUCCAGAGCAUCUCCGAUGAAAACCAAAGCCAGCAACAGCUGCAGUGCCCUGUAUGCAAGGCUGAAAUUUCAGAAAAAACAUUAGUUCCUCUCUAUGGCCGCGGCCAAACUACAAAACCCUCCGACAGCAAGGUUCUGCAUCUCGGUAUAGUUAUACCAAGGAGGCCACCCAGUCCUAGGUGCGGACCACACUCCUUGAUAGCAUCUACAACCAACACUAGUCCGCGACCAUCUCAGCAACGUAAUCAUGGAAGCUAUCCACAACAGCCACAAAUGCACUACCCUAAUGGUGGCAGCUAUGCUGACACACCCAUGCUUGGCCUUGGUGGCACGACAACGACAACUUCAUUCCAUCCAUUGAUUGGAAUGCUUGGGGAAAUGAUUUACGCAAGGAUUUUUGGUGACUCAGAAACAACUCUUCAUACUUAUCCACAUUCUUAUCGUAUGGCUGGUAGUAGUAGUCCAAGGGUGAGAAGGCAUGUAAUGCAGGCUGACAAGUCACUUGGCAGAGUGUGUUUUUUCCUCUGCUGCUGUGUAGUUCUCUGUCUUCUCUUAUUCUAAUAACCCUUUUAUUCUUCUGCCUUCCCAUUGUAAAAAUUAUCAAAACAAGCAUAGAACCAAUGCGCUCGACUCAGCCCGAUAUAAUAGAUGAUAAGAGCUUAUUCAUCUAUAGUGUUUUAUGCAUAUAUGAUUAUGAUUCUUUUUUUGAGCUUAUAGGAGAGGUCAAAUUCUGCGCUCUUCUAAUUGCUUAGAUGGGUAAGCUACCUUGGACAAACCAAUGCCACCAGAAACAAGUGCCUACAGGACAUGCCAUUGAAAUAGAUAAGUUUGAUGGAUGGUUUUGAUGGGUAAAUAGGCCAUGUUUAGGGAUAGCAGUGGGCCAGAAAAUGGGGAUUUGUCCAAAUUUACUCUAUUU